AUGCCUUUUCCAUACAAGACGGCUCUCGUCACUGGCGCCACAUCCGGCAUUGGCUAUGCUUUAGCAGAGCGUCUGGUCGCGAACGGUGUCUUUGUUAUUGCAGUGGGUCGCCGCGCAGAUCGCCUGGAGCAAAUACUCUCCAAGCAUGGAAGCUCGAAAGUUGCCACCGAAGUCUACGAUGUUUCUAAUAUCGAUGGCAUUGAAUUAUGGAUCAAAGAAAUGACAACCAAGUAUCCCACGCUAGACUGCCUCAUUCUCAACGCAGGCGUCCAAAAUACGUUUGACUUCACGCCCGCCCUCCUAGAAACAGCCAAAAACGAGCUAAACCUAAACUACCUCUCCCCGCUCAUCGCAACCACGCACAUCCUCCCCCACUUCGAGUCCCUCUCCACGUCGACCGCCGUAAUACUCGUGACCUCGGGCCUGGCCAUCGUGCCCAUGCCCCGCUGCGCAAACUACUGCGCUAGCAAAGCCGCACUUCGAUCGCUAACCUGGAGUUUGCGCGCUCAGCUCGCCGAUCGCGGGCCUCACACCGGGAGCAUCCGCGUCAUUGAGAUCGUUCCGCCUGCUGUCAAGACUGAGCUGCAUACGCGGCAGGCGGACCUGGUCGCAGCGGGACGGGCUGGUGUGGGUAUGCCGCUGGAGCAGUUCAUUGACGAGACAUGGGAAGAGUUGGAGAAGGGGGAGGUGGAUGAUAUCAUUAUUGGGCAGGCAAAGCAUUACGCUUGUGGGGAGGAGGAGAGGAAGAAGGCUUUCAAUGGAUUGCUUGUGAUGUUGAGGGGGGAUUGA
Colletotrichum paranaense is the source of this 789-nucleotide messenger RNA. RefSeq names its product short chain dehydrogenase. Gene Ontology annotation, molecular function: oxidoreductase activity. Lineage: Eukaryota; Fungi; Ascomycota; Sordariomycetes; Glomerellales; Glomerellaceae. The transcript is spliced from 2 exons. The record is from RefSeq and is a predicted model, not a curated record. Bases 1 to 789 code for a protein of 262 amino acids.